Molecule: messenger RNA, 2369 nt
Organism: Porites evermanni
Lineage: Eukaryota; Metazoa; Cnidaria; Anthozoa; Scleractinia; Poritidae
Source: the annotation of a GenBank genome assembly
CUAAAACUCACCGAUCGAAAGCCAGGCGAGUGGCACGCUAGCUAAUAAUUACAAGCUACCAGUAUUAAAAUAUCAUUAAUAAGCACGUCUUGCGGGUGAGUAGAUGGCCAGAAUCCUUUCGCUUCCUGCUUCUUUGAAUUAGUGAUUAAUGAGUCAGUAUUGGUUACAGCUCAUGCAUGAAUGGCAAACAAAAACACAGCAAUCACUACAAGAACAUUUACGGUCACGACAGAAUUAAGUUAACACCGUAACGAUGCCGAUCCGUUUUUGUGAUUUAUCACGCGUGGUUUUAGUGGUCUAUUAAAACCAUCUCCGAUCCUCAUAACCACGACCAAACAGUGUCCAAGGCUAGAGACAUGUGGUACUGGAUUUUAGCGUGGCUGCUUACCAUCGUCACCGUUUUUGGAAACGGAUUUGUGAUUUGUUUGAUUAUCAGAAUUCAACGCCUUCGUACGACAGCAAACUGGUCCGUUCUUUCCCUGGCAGUUGCAGACCUCCUUGUUGGACUUACGUUUUACCCUCUUCUCUUCGCCUUAAACAUUGACAGCUUAAAUGAGCCUCCUGAGCAAGCUAAGACAUUUUUCCUGGUUUCUCGAACGUUUCUUUAUUUAUCAGCCACAAAUCUGUUUGUCAUGAUAAUGGAUCGCUACAUCGCCAUAGUUCACCCGCUCAAAUAUCUCUCUUUUGUAACAACGAAACUACUAGUUGCUGCGUUGGCCACAGCAUGGAUUUUACCAGUUCUGCUCUUCACUCUUCCCUAUCGUUUAGUGUGGGGAGGAAAAUUCCUGUUGCUUUUAAGAGUAUCGAUUUUACAGGUUCUCCCAGUGGUCUUUUUUAUCUAUGUCACUGUUCAUAUAUUCUUUAUAAUGCGACGGAUUUCAAAAAGGCAAUCAAGGAUUUUUGCUCAGCUUGCGUUCAACCAUGCCCCGAAAUCCGACGACCAGACGAUGAGCUACGGCUCUCACACCGAAAGCAGGGCUGCGUCUAAGAUGACGGUAGCAAUCAUGUUCUUCUUUAUUAUUUGCUAUGUAUUAGAGAAUUGCAAGUGUUUCUGUACUGUGUACACUAUGUGCCACAUAUCCACAGCAUUCGAGCAAGCUGUUGAUCUUCUGUUUGUGAUUAAUUCAGCAGUUAACCCCGUUGCAUACGCUUUUUUGAAGAGAGACGUAAAAUCGGUUUUGCGAGGAAUGCUUGUGCCACUAAAACAACAAGUCCACAGCAUUGAAGGGACACAAACGUCUAGUUCAGAGCAACGAAAAGAGGAUUCUAGAAUUUAAAGCAUCAUUCUAACAAACAUCAUGCUACCAUUUCCUUUUAUUUUAUUGAAAGAAGUCAACUUUCCAACAGGAGUGUCUUUCCCAUGGUUUGAAUGUUCUGCGCUUCAAGCGAUUUAUUUUCCGACACAGGGGUAAUUGUUUUAAUCCCAAUUCUAAACUAUUUUCAGGAAAACAUUAUUUUAUGCGUUAGACGGUAGUCUGAGUGGGUGUUUUUCUUUCAAUUUGAACAAUACGUAUAAACUAUUAUGAGUUAAUCCCCUGAGGGCACUCACUUUAACUUGUGUUUAAAGCGUAUUUUUCUUAAUAUCCCUGGCAAUGCCUUUCAUUGGCAGAAGCUUCAAGUUUUAACUUUCAAUUUUAACAGAAGUAAAAGGCCUCAUUCGAACUUAAACAGUUACUUCAGUUCUAAAAUGUUACUGCGGAAGGACAACAUGCGACAAAAAUUAUCUCAUGUCUUGAAAUGUUUUCGAGUGAACAGCGUGAAGUAGUAUGUAGAUCUAGAGCAGUCCAGGGAAAAAUUUAUCUUCUUAAAAUAACCCACCGGCUAAAUAGAUAUGGCGCCCUAUGGUUGUUACGGUAUUACUCCCCCAGUAUGCAUCAUACUCAGUGGUCAUUAAAGCGUUUAAUAUACGAGUGGUCAUUAAAGCGUUUAAUAUACGAGUGAUAAUCACGAAAUUAUACAGAAAGUUCUAAUUUAUUUAGGAAAAGAAUUUGUUGGGCUGACGUAAGCAAUUAUCUUAUUUUGAAAAACUAAAGGCUUGUCGGUAUUAAGUGAUUAACAAUAUCGGCUUAGAUACGAGGUUGUUCGAUUGAUCGUAUUUUCGGAGUAUAUUUUCAGAAUUCAAGGAAGAAAGAUUGUUACCGCGGAUGUUGGAGGCUCCACUGGAAUACCCGCGGGGGAAUACCACGUACAUCUAAAUAUUGCUCAUCAGCCAGGGCUGUAGAUAUUGCAAUAAACGACAAACUCUUCGAUUUCUGACGUUGAUUCUAUUCACUCUAUAGUCACGAUACCGCGGUCAAGGAAUCAAUCGAACGCAUCCAGAGGCUGACCACUGACAUAUUAACGAUUAUGGUAAAAUAAUUGAUCAUGAC